AUGAACCGACGAGGCACAAAAAGAGUAUUGCGAGGCAGUGAUGGCCAACUGCAAAGACUUCAGCCCUUUGUCGGCGACCUGACCGAUACAUCCUACUUCAUGGCGACAUUCUACAUGUACUUCCCAUUCUUAACAUGUGAAGUCAAGUGUGGCGCAGCGGCACUUGAUAUCGCAGAUCGACAGAAUGCCCACAGCACAACUAUUGCAGCGAGAGCUACUGUUGAGCUAUUCAAGCUCAUGAAGCGCAAAAAAGAGAUUGACCGAGAGAUACUCACCUUCUCAGUCUCGCAUGACCAUACAGCAAUACCCCCUGAUGUGGAUUUUGACGUUUCGCAGUCGGAACUUCAAUACUCCCAACAAUCUAACUCCGAAUCGGUGCUUGCAGUCGAGGAUGAUGACAGCCAGCCAAGUCAGCGCCAUAUUGCCUCGGCAGGUGUUACGCCAACUACCUCCUUUACGAAACAAACACAGAUAUUCAAAAGGCCAAGAAAGAAGCAGUCGGAGGCUCUAGUUAAAUCGAAACUCGAUUAG
Histoplasma mississippiense is the source of this 531-nucleotide messenger RNA. RefSeq lists its product with no specific name. The transcript has 4 exons. The coding region runs from base 1 to 531 and encodes 176 amino acids. Lineage: Eukaryota; Fungi; Ascomycota; Eurotiomycetes; Onygenales; Ajellomycetaceae. The record is from RefSeq and is a predicted model, not a curated record.